CUUGUGCGGAGUGACCUUUCGGGCAGAAUUUAGAUCCAAUGCUCAGGCUACUGCUGCCUGUUGCUGAGUGAAAGACAGCAGGAAUCCCUGGAUUCAAACAUCUCUUGGGUUUUUGUUUUGCCUUGUUUUGUUUUCUUUCAUUUUGCCUUAAGAAGAUGAACAAUGAAACCACAACCCUGAUGUCCCUGAAGGAGGCAAUGAAAAGGGUAGACCACAAACUGCAAGCUUUAGAAGCACAGUUUAAAGAACUGGACUUCACUAAGGAUAAUCUGACACAGAAAUUUGAACAUCAUAGUAUGAUUUUGGCAAGCCAAGCAGUCCAAGCUGAGAUGUGGACAGCAGUUCUGUCCCUCAAGUUCACUUCAAUGGAAUUGAAUAUUCUUUACAGCUACGUCAUUGAAGUACUUAUCUGCUUGCACACUCGUGUGCUUGAGAAGCUGCCAGACCUGGUGACAGGUCUUCCUACCUUAGCCUCUGUCCUUAGACGAAAAGUCAAGAACAAGCGCAUUAGAGUUGUGUGGGAGUCUGUCCUGGAGGGGUGUGGGCUGCAAGAAGGAGAUGUCACAGCACUUUGUACCUUCUUUAUUGCACAUGGUAACAAGGCAGAACACUGUGCUGCUAAAAUGAGACAGAUGUACAUCAGGGACGUCACGUUCAUGAUUACUAACAUGGUAAAGAACCAGGCUCUACAGGAUGGCUUGCUGAGGGCUGUUCAGAUCAUUGAGAAGGGGAGAGCACUGAGGACUCCUGAAGAGCAAAAGUCAACCCUGAAAGAGUUGAUGCCAUCAGUCAAAAACUAACCUGUCACCCAGUAAUUCCACUUCUAGUAAUUUGUCUUGCAAAUGGCAAAAAGCAUGCAUAAUUUAUUUAUUAUAGGCUUAUUUUUAUAGCAAAAAGUGAGACAAAUUGAUAUAAUGGAUAUUUUCCAUAUAAAGGAAUGAAGAAGCUCUUUGUGUAAUGAUAUAAAGUCAUCACGAAGAUAUUUGUUGUUGUUAAAUGUUUCCAAUAUAUAUUAAGUGGAAAAAGGGUCAAAAAUCAGAUAUGUAUAUAAUGCGUAUUAGUUUAUAUAUCCACAAACUUCUUCAGCAGAGAUACAUA
This is a messenger RNA of Microcebus murinus (gray mouse lemur), 1098 nucleotides long. NCBI's taxonomy places the organism in Eukaryota, Metazoa, Chordata, Mammalia, Primates, Cheirogaleidae. The record is from RefSeq and is a predicted model, not a curated record.